AUUUUUCUGAGUAAACUUUGAUAUUUAUUCACAGUAUAAUAGCUGCCUAGAAUUUAGAUAAAAUGUGAUAAUCAAAAAGCAUGUUUUCAAAAGUGUUACGAUCAUGGCAUAAAAGAGACGAAAGAUUUGUUGUGAAAUAUCAGAUUCUCGCAAAAACCCCAUUUGUGAUAGUUGUCUUAUCCUUGGCGGAUACAAGUAAUGAAUGUCAGCAGUAUAUCGUUAGUGGAUACAAACAGGUCGACCACGGGGUUCCCAACUACGAAGUUCGAUUGCCAAAGAAGACGACUGUCAACAUUGAGUCUAUUACCGGUUCAGCAGAAGUCAAACCUUCCGACGAAAGGCCCAUAUUGUACAGCGAUCUAAAAAAGCAGAAUAGCAUCCACUACAAAGUAACAUUACAGGCGCCCCAUGCUGGUGAUCACUUAUUACAGCUUCGUUAUCGGAGUGGCGACAGUAAUAUCCACACACAUCCUUUCCAUGUCACAUUGGAAGAGAAAACAAACACAGUGCCAGACAUCCGUAGAGCAGGGAGCACAAGUCAAUUGUCGCCAAGUGACACCCAAAAACCAGUCAUCCCCAGCAAAUCAAUGCGACCAGAGGGAAAAUUUCUGGUGAAAUAUCAGAUUCUGACGAAAGGUCCACUUGUUGUAGUAAUUUAUUCAUUACAAGACACCGCGCAUGCAUGUCAGAAAUUCACUGCUAGUGGAUAUAAGUGUAUUGAAAGCGGGGUACGGAACUAUGAUGUUCAGUUGCCUCGAUUUUCGGAAUGUAACAGCAGUAUCGAGUCUUCUGAUCCGUCUGUGGAAGUCAGUCCACGAUUUGAAAUGCCUUUACUGUACAUCGACCUGAAAAACCAGAUGAGCAUCCAGCAUAAAGUCACACUACUGACAUCUUCCGGUGGUCGUCACCUGCUUAAUCUCUGUCUCAAACGAGAAAACGAAAUUCUUCUCUCAGAUCCAUUCCAUGUGACAUUAGGAUCUGAUGAUUUGUGUGACGGUUUAAACUUUGCUGUGCAGGAUGCCGGGGUGUCCAUCACAAAUGAAACCGAACCAGAUAAUAAGCAACAACAAUUGAAACCUGAAGAGAGAUUUCUGGUCAACUAUCAGAUCCUUACUAAGGGUUCAUGGAUUAUUGUGAUUUAUUCAUUGGCAGACACCACCAAUGAGCGUCACCAGUUAAUUUCUGGUGGAUAUCAAUGCAUCCAGCAAGGUAUUCCAAACCAUGAGGUUCGGCUCCCUCGUUGGUCAUCAUGUACCAGCAGUAUUGAGUCGAUAGGUGGAUCUGUAAAAGUCAAACCUGGAGAGGGAAAGAAUCUUUCCUACAUCGAUCUUAAAAAUCAGAAAAGUGUCCAACAAUCCGUUACAUUGUUAGCUCAACGUGGUGGUUUUCACUUAUUGCAACUUCGUAUAAGUAAUGGCAAUGAAAUACUCCACACAGCACCUUUCCAGGUGACACUGGAGUAUGAAGAUUUGUAUGCAGGUGGAGACCCAUCAAAACCACAACCAUCUUAUACAAAUCAAAGGCAAGGAGGAGAAGUUGGUGUUCCGACUGCUGAUCAGCUGUAUGAUGAAAUUGACGAAGUAUAUGAAAUCCCGAUAGAAACUCAACCGAAAGUGCCAGUAGGAGUUACACGAAGGCCUGAAAUCGAACAAUAUGAUGAUAUACUGCUCAGACAAUCUCCGAUUCCCAGACCCAGGACUUCAAUUUACAAUCCUCCACCUUUACCUGUCAACAAUCCUACACUUUUACCAAUGAGACCCGACGAUUUUGAUGAUGAUGAAUGGGAUGAUGAUGAUAACCUAUAUGAAGAUGUGGAUGCUGAAAAAAAUAGUGAAAUCCCGACAGUAACCAGACCUCAAUUACCAAGUACAGAAUUAGAACGGACCAAACAACAAGACACUAAACCUCUGGUCAAUCAGACGAAAAAAACUUUGAAUUUCAAUACAAUGCCUUCCCUACCAUUAAAGCCCGGAGAACCAACUGUUCGAGGAAUUCUAGAAAAACAUAAUGUUGACAACUAUUGGCCUUUUUUGGAAAAGUUUGGUAUUAAAAGUGUUAAAGAUUUUGCUCAGCUGAAUAAAGAGAAACUUGGAGAGUUCAGCGUCAAAACAGUAGGUGACAGGAUCAGAAUUAUGAAUGCUGUGGAGAGUUGUAAAUCUCCUUUCAUAAGUUCCAGCGCAGAAAAGAAAGAAAACUUUGCUGUUGAUGAGCUACUGGAGAAAAUUGGCAUGAUCAAUUUCAAGCCUCUAUUCAAGCAAGAAAGAAUAUCGAUGGAAUUACUGAAUGCAAUGAAGGAUCAAGAUUUCAAGGAUAUUGGAAUCAGGCAGGAAAAUGAUAGAAAAGCCAUUAAGCAAGCACUUGAGGGAAUGCAAGGAUAUUGUGACUUGGAAUGUCAUAAGUAUGACAUUGCGGAAUAAAGAUCAACUUUCUGUCUCAACAGAUUCUUUAAUAAGUUUUUAAUUUGUAAAAAAAAUUAUAAAACAUGAAUUUCUUUUCGUCUCAGAAUUCUAUUAUUGGCCUAAUACUGGGUACCUUCUCCUUUUCAUUAAUAAUGACCUCAUCGUCACUAGGUCAAAUUCACGAGAUAUUUGUCCCUUGUUACAAUCUUUUCUUAUACAACUGAAACGCUUGCCAUGUCGAAUACAAACUACAGCAGGCUCAAUAAACAUCACGUAAAAUAUAAAAUGCAUACCGUUCAUACAUACAUACGGUUGCGAAGUGCAGUAUUGAAUAUUUAUAUGUAGGUAUCUAUAAUGUAAACAAUCAAAAAACAAUCAAACUGAAUAAAUUGAUUCGAAAUCAAAAUAGUGAAAUUAACAUAGAAAUCGGAGCACUCUCAGACGCUAUUGGCCGCGUUGAAACCUUGAUAGACAAGCGAUAGAAGUAUGGAAUUUCUAUCAAUGUGAUUCUACCAGCACUAGCUACAGUAUUGUCAAAUGAAAUCUCGUUUUUUUCUUUUCUUUGUAUGUAUUGCUCGGCAGAUUUUCCCGUUUUCUGCCACGCUCGCUGACCUGGGUUUUACGUCUGUUUCAUGGUACGUAUUCCG
This is a messenger RNA of Styela clava, 3046 nucleotides long. RefSeq lists its product as uncharacterized. Gene Ontology annotation, molecular function: protein binding. Lineage: Eukaryota; Metazoa; Chordata; Ascidiacea; Stolidobranchia; Styelidae. The record is from RefSeq and is a predicted model, not a curated record.